Aethina tumida (small hive beetle) is the source of this 843-nucleotide messenger RNA. RefSeq lists its product as uncharacterized. The record is from RefSeq and is a predicted model, not a curated record. NCBI's taxonomy places the organism in Eukaryota, Metazoa, Arthropoda, Insecta, Coleoptera, Nitidulidae. The coding region runs from base 170 to 616 and encodes 148 amino acids. The transcript is spliced from 2 exons.
ACAGUUAAUCCAGUCAUACCAUGGAAACACCCUACACACGGAGCGUAAAUCAAAAUUGUCAUUUCGCGCACGCGUCAACGUCAUCCAAAUUCCAAGUACCCUACAAACCGCAUCGAAUCAUUUUCCAUUCCGCCUUGGCAUUCAAAAAACCGACACCAUUUCGAACAAAAUGUCAUUCAGCAGUAAACAGGAUGGAUGGGCGAUGGCCGACGAUCCGCACAACGAGUACGAGGCCCCGAAACGGAAGUGCACGUGCUGCGACUGCAACAAACGGGUGAAGGCGACGUUCGCCCUCGCGUGGAUCGCGGGCGAUCCCGACAUGUGCCAGACGCAGCCGCAGGGCUUUCAAUUCGAUUACGUGGACACGGCCGAAAAUGUUUACAAAAAGCUGCAGGAGUUCGACGACUGGAUGAAACAGGCACCGAUUGCCGACUGCACAAAGCUGGUCAUGAAGGGCGCCGGCAAGUUCCUCGUCGCCAACGGCAUUCUCAAUGCUAAGUCACCGAAAGAAGUGAUGGAUUGCUGGAUGCCUAAGUCCCAUGAUUGUGCGUGUUGCUGCUCUGAAGAGAAGCUCGCCAGUUGCGCCAGAUCCAUAUGUAAACACCGUCGACAAUAACAAUAACAACAACAAUAACAAGAGAUCAUGUAUACAUAAUAACAAUGAAAUAUGUAUACAUAAUAUACUCGUAUAUGAAACACUGUAUAAUUUCUUUGUUUUUUAUUAGAUUAUACUAUAUACAUGUAAUAUUUUUCACUGUCAUUGUGUCAUACCAUACCAUACUAAGUCUACUAAAAUGAUGCCUUUUUAGUUAAAAGAAUCAAAUAUAUAUGUAUUUAUAAAAG